Molecule: messenger RNA, 440 nt
Organism: Eufriesea mexicana
Lineage: Eukaryota; Metazoa; Arthropoda; Insecta; Hymenoptera; Apidae
Gene: mRpL42
Product: mitochondrial ribosomal protein L42
Exons: 2
Coding region: 81-440 (119 amino acids)
Cellular component (GO): mitochondrial large ribosomal subunit
Source: RefSeq, a predicted model, not a curated record
UAGUAGAAGAAUUAUCAAAUAUUUUAUUUUGGGUGUAUUAUUUAUUUCAUAAUUGUACGGUAUUCUAAAAUAUACUUAAAAUGAAUACUAUAUUGAAUGUUGCUCGCAUAUUAAAUGUAUCCUGUAAACGAUAUCUAAGUUCUGGUAAAUUACCUUCAGAAAUUGUAAUACCAAUAGAUAAAGAUAUGAUUAUCUGUUGGCAUCCAAAACGGGAAUUUCUUUAUGAGUAUUCAUUACCACUACCAGAAGAGAAACAAGUUGUAUCAAAUUCUUUUUUAUGUAUUGGUGAAAAAGAAAUUGCCGAGGCAUUUAAACAUAAAAGAAAGGAAGUUGUUGUUGAAGAACUUAGUAAAAUGACAUAUACUACAAAACAUAGAUGGUAUCCUAGAAAACGGAUUGCGAGAUAUAGAAAAACAGAACCGGACAGACCAUAUCUAUAA